UUGGGGAACGAGGGGGCAUAGCCCGGUUCAAUUGUAAAGCUCGAGGGCUCUCGUUCCCUUUUCUCUUUGCGCCUUAAAAUCUUCAAUUCGAGCGAAUUUGGGACGCCACUUGUUCCAUGUGUUUCCCAACUUGAGGAUCCAUUUCGAAAUCGAAGAAAUGGGUGGGGAUCUUUUAUAUUAUCUGAAUGGCUGGGCCAGCCUCACGUUUUGUGUGAUUGGAGUGGUGAUCAAUUUGUACGCGAUACAGAUGCUUUUCAAGCAGCGACUAACCGCAAUAUUCCACAAGCUGAUCCUGUCCUUGGUAGUUUAUGAUUUCCUCUACGUCGCAUUCACUCUCACGUGCUACGCUUUACCCGCACUAAGUUCCACAUAUGAAGCUCGUGUGGUGGUGUAUUUGCGGCCCUAUUUGAUCCCCAUGACUCAAAUUGCUCUGGCUGGAUCGUGCUUUUCAACCGUGGCCCUCACGAUGGAAAGAUACAUGUCGGUAUGUUUGCCGUUCUUUAAGCAGCGUCACAAUCUUAAGGCCUGGAUGUUCAUCGUGCCCGUGUUCCUGUUCGUGUUGGUGUAUUGUUCUCCCCGAUUCUUCGAAACGCGAACCGUUCACAAGUUGAGCACGAUCUGUCAGAAGGUGGACCCUGGCGAGGCUCGGAAUUUCACGCCCCAAGCCGUGUUUAAAUCCGAUGAGCUGGAUCGUGUCAACGCGAGUGUGGUUGGCUACGAUGGCUCUCGACGUGAUGAAGAUGUCCUCCGAGAUUGGAAUGGGACCAACUAUUGGGAGAAGUGUCAUCAAGAAUACAUUCCCAUCAACGAGGUGAACGAAAUCAGGAGCAACCCCUUGUAUAUGACGAUUUAUGCCACUUGGAUGAAUCUACUCGUCAUGCUUUUGUUUCCUGUUACCUUAAUGAUCGUGCUCAAUGUCCGCAUCUAUCGCACCAUGAAGAAUUUCCGUGACAUCCCCAGCGGGCCAAACGGGUCGAAAAAUCACGGACAGAGCAGUAUGCGGCUAAGCGGGCGAGGAAACGAUACAGGAAUGCGGCGAGUGGCGGGCAAUGAACGCGAGAUGAAAAAGCGAGAUGCCAAAUACACUCGGGCCUCCGUGGUAAUGGUGCUCGUUUUCGUGGUUUGCAAUGCCCCAAGAUUGAUUCCGAACAUCAUGGAGAUUUUCAUUUCAUACCAAGACUUUCCACGAUGGGCCACGCUUUUGGUGUGUGUGAACCAUUUGUUGCGGGUGAUCAAUUCGGAUUUCAACUUUCUCAUCUAUUUGUCCUUCUGCGCUCGACGAAAUCGGACCAAAGAUCAAACUGCCAGCAGCGCUCAAACGGGUGGACCUCCUGCAAUGAUGAUGACCGAGAUCACGCCCGCAUCAUCGUCAGACACGGGUCGGAGUCCCAAGAGGACCCGCACUACGGGCAUGACGUCAACCACGGGAUGUCAAACCCGACCGAUCCAAAACUCACAAAAACGUGUCGUCUCGGAAAUACAACAUGAAUUCGUUUAGCGUACUACCCUUCCACAAGAUGAUCUCGACUCCAUCCGAAUACUCGGACUUCUACAUAGAUUAAGCUUUGAAACGAACAAUUCCUCCCUUGUUGUGGGUGGGGGUUGUGGCUUAGUCAAAGAGUGAUGAGAAAACGUGGAACUCUGCCACCAGAAGGCCAUUCAAAAUCCUCAAGUCAGUGAGAGCAUCCAUGUAUCUGCUUAAAGUUGAUGGAUGAUGGUCUUGACGACUUUUGUCCAAAAGAUUACUUACUUGCCACUCGCCCAGAAGUACAGUGCUUGUCAUUAAGCGAAGAGCACGAACAAGCCAAAUAACAUCACGGAUAACAAGUGUGUUAGCUCAAAUAUGUAGUUCGUAAUCCGUGGUUACUACAUUACUACAUUAUAUAUUUUCGUUUUGAGCCCAGACACUUCUCAUGUCGACGUAAAGAUAUGAAGAAAGAGGACCUGAAAGCACUAAAAACAUUCCCAAAUCGCCCUUGAAUCCAUCACCCGAAGUAAGGGCGUUUCAAUAUUCUACAUUGUGAUUGUACCCCGCCAGGAUCCACUGACUGUUUCGUCGUUAAGUGUUUUCAAGUUAAUGUGAAGAAAUAUAUGAUGAAUUAGUCCAGUUUCGGUGCGGCAUUUUCACCCAUGACGCAUUCUUAUCCUAUAUACAUGGAGGUUUCAGUUUCUGAAGAGUAGUGGUACUC
Tigriopus californicus is the source of this 2189-nucleotide messenger RNA. Its product is annotated as G-protein coupled receptor daf-37-like. The record is from RefSeq and is a predicted model, not a curated record. The transcript has 6 exons. Gene Ontology annotation, molecular function: G protein-coupled receptor activity. The coding region runs from base 158 to 1498 and encodes 446 amino acids. Gene Ontology annotation, cellular component: membrane. Lineage: Eukaryota; Metazoa; Arthropoda; Copepoda; Harpacticoida; Harpacticidae. Gene Ontology annotation, biological process: G protein-coupled receptor signaling pathway.